Molecule: messenger RNA, 2459 nt
Organism: Hemicordylus capensis (graceful crag lizard)
Lineage: Eukaryota; Metazoa; Chordata; Lepidosauria; Squamata; Cordylidae
Exons: 11
Coding region: 292-2265 (657 amino acids)
Source: RefSeq, a predicted model, not a curated record
GCCUGACGCCAAGCUCCAUCCUUAGGGGCGGUUGUUGCUUUGAGGCUGGUCAGGAGCUUUUCUAAGAAGCCAGCGAAGCUCUGCGCUUUCGUUCUGGCCCUCGGCCAUCUCUAGGGAAGGCCUGAGAGUGGCUCCCGCGGCGUUGCCACAGCAGGUGAACAAGCGGCCUCAGCCCGUCCUUCCAAAUGACCAAACGAGCGAGGGAUUUAACCACGAGGCUUUCCAGAAAGCCGCCAGCUUGAGCGCCGGAUUCACAAAUACAGUCAGAGCUGAUGGAAUCUGACAGUCGCAAUGGAUAGUGAUGGACUGCACCAAACAUCAGAUGCAACCACAGGAAACCCUGAGCUAGUUAAGGGAGCUCAGCUUCAGACUGAUGACAGGUUGGCUUCUCCAGAACAAACCAGAGCUGCUCAAAGUGAUCCUGCUGCAAGGGAGCACAUUCACACUGAUAUUGGCAAAGAGCCAAUCAUGAGAGAUCUACAGGUGCAAAUAACUGACUGGGAUGCACAGAUUCUACCUAACCGGGAAGAGGAAUCCCUGAAGCGCUCAAAGUAUAGCCUAGGAGGCUCAGCUGACAGUGUACUCUCUUUAACUUCUUCAUAUUCUCUCCUGCCUCUUGAAUGGAAAACGUUGAGAUCCAGCCAGUCUCAGGGCACAUUGGCACAGUUUUCAGGUGUCAUGCUAGAAAAUGAAGAUGGAAGACACAAACCAGCAUCAGACAAUAACCAAGAUGUUGUGGAUGAUAUAAUUGGAGAUGAAGUUGUUUUCAAAGUAUGCACUCAUGUGCUUAACCAUCAUUCAGGUGCUGCUUACACUAUAGAUUCUAGAACAGAUCCCAUAGUACACUCUGGAUCACUGAGCUGUAAAAAUGCAAACUGCCCAAACCAAUUUUCAAAUGACUCACCAUGCAUGUCUAUGCUGUCCCCAAGAACAGAGAAGCUUCUGGAAGUUGGAAUGCUGGCUAAUCAAGCACAUAGCUCAGCAAUUGAUCCACAAGAUUCAGAUUUGGUCAACCAACUUUGGACAGCUGCUGUAUCACCAAAGAGCUUAUACAAAACCAGCAUUGCAUCAAUUGGUUGGGGAAACAUUUCUGCUAACGAGCCUAUAUGGUCUCCUGUGUUGUCAGAGUCAUUGCUAAAACCUCCAGAUGAGAGCAAAGAGGAACUUUCUCAGCCAAUGAAAAAAGUGCAGAUUGAAGACCAACCACUCUUGCAGGAGAAAGAUAUUCCUAACAAACAGCAGUCAGUUCCCAGCCUGCCGAAAUUUGAAUGCAGUUCUCCUACAAUUCUGCAGCAACGGAUUGUGAGCCUCAAAAGCCAAAUCAGUGAUCUUCAGGAAGCCAAUGAGACUGCUGUCUUGGAGCUAGCAAAGGCAGAUGAAGAAAUUUCACAACUGAAGAAUGAAAUGGCUAAGUUAAAAUCUGAAUAUCUACAAAAGAUAGCAGACUCCAAAGAAGAAAACCUUAUUUUGAAGAAAAAGAUCAACAGGAUACACAACAGACAUGGUCCAAUAGAUACUUAUGAGCAGGCCCUGCAUGAAGAGAUUUGUGAGCUGAGAAGUGAAUCCAAGAGCCUGAGGGAAAUCAGUCACCAGUUGAAUGAGGAAAACCACAGACUGAAAGAAGAAUUAUGGGAUGUAAAGAGAAAAUACAAAUGGCUAAUGUAUACAGUUGCUGGCAAGCAGGAUGAAAGGUUACAAGAACCGUCUAGGAACAACACUUCCCUGUCAUCCAUAAAUAGUGAGUCUACAGAUGUUCUGACUGCUAGUUACUGUGACACAGGGCUACCAAAUGAAAACAGAGGCUUAAAAGAUGAGGCAUCGGAAAAGAACACAAAUGCAAGCAGCAGCAACUCUUUUUGCGCUGGUCAACGCAAUCAAAGGAGUUCUGAGAAGACCGAGCAACGCAUCUCAAGUUCAGCUUCAAGUAGUCUCUCUCAGCUGGACACAUGCAGUAAAUAUUCUUCAAGCAGGGUUCAUAUGGAUAAAGCCGCACUAUCCAGACGACCAUUUGCACCCAGAAAUGUUACAGAUCUGAAAGUUGGGAACCUAGUGAAAUUUUCAUGUCCAACAGGCAAAAUCAGCAAAGGAACAGUCAAAUAUUUAGGACCACUGUUUGGGAGAGAAGACGACUACCUUGGAAUAGAGCUGGAUGGCAAUCAGAUGGGGAGACAUGAUGGAACUUUUCAAGGAACACGCUACUUUCUUUGUGAACCUAACAAGGGAGUUUUUGUUAACUUCCGCAAAGUCAUUAUUGCCUGGGAAUGAUGACCCCAUCAAAUCCUGAACAUUGAACACAAGGAUAUUUAAAGCUUUCAGACAUGUUACAAAGAAGAGACCAAAUGUAUAAGACAAUCGUCAUGCAUCAGUAUUUUUCUUGCCAUUUUAAUCAAUUCUAUAUAAACAUUUUGUAUCUUUAAAUUUUUGUAAAAAUAAAACUGUAAUUGUACCAUUGCUUUAAA